AUGCAGAUUUUCGUCAAGACUCUUACCGGCAAGACCAUCACCCUUGAGGUCGAGUCCUCGGACACCAUCGACAACGUUAAGGCCAAGAUUCAGGACAAGGAGGGCAUCCCUCCCGACCAGCAGCGCCUGAUCUUCGCCGGCAAGCAGCUCGAGGAUGGUCGUACUCUUUCCGACUACAACAUUCAGAAGGAGUCGACCCUUCACCUUGUCCUCCGUCUUCGUGGCGGCAUGCAGAUCUUUGUCAAGACCUUGACAGGCAAGACGAUUACGCUCGAGGUCGAGUCGAGCGACACGAUCGACAACGUCAAAGCCAAGAUCCAGGACAAGGAGGGCAUUCCUCCGGAUCAGCAGCGCCUGAUCUUCGCCGGCAAGCAGCUUGAGGACGGUCGUACCCUUUCGGACUACAACAUCCAGAAGGAGUCGACGCUUCACCUUGUUCUUCGUCUCCGCGGUGGCAUGCAGAUUUUCGUUAAGACGCUUACCGGCAAGACGAUCACGCUCGAGGUCGAGUCGUCCGACACGAUCGACAACGUGAAGGCGAAGAUUCAGGACAAGGAGGGUAUCCCGCCUGACCAGCAGCGCCUCAUCUUCGCUGGGAAGCAGCUCGAGGACGGCCGCACGCUCUCGGACUACAACAUCCAGAAGGAGUCUACGUUGCACCUUGUCUUGCGUCUGCGCGGUGGUAUGCAAAUCUUCGUCAAGACGUUGACCGGCAAGACGAUCACGCUUGAGGUCGAGAGCUCGGACACCAUUGACAACGUCAAGGCGAAGAUCCAGGAUAAGGAGGGUAUCCCCCCGGACCAGCAGCGCCUGAUUUUCGCCGGCAAGCAGCUCGAGGACGGCCGCACUCUUUCUGACUACAACAUUCAGAAGGAGAGCACCCUCCACCUCGUGCUUCGUCUCCGCGGCGGAAACUGA
Messenger RNA from Peniophora sp. CBMAI 1063, 918 nucleotides. The record is from the annotation of a GenBank genome assembly. NCBI's taxonomy places the organism in Eukaryota, Fungi, Basidiomycota, Agaricomycetes, Russulales, Peniophoraceae.